AUGCGAAAGAAGAAAAAGAAAGAGCGGCGACAUACUGCAACCUCCAUCAUCUCCCAUCAAACAUCCGCAACAGCACCACCUGCUGUUGCCACGACUGGCGGGAUCAACACCGCCGCAACUACAACUACUGCAAAGGACGAUGUUAGCCCCUUUGCGCGUGCAUAUGACCACGAUCUGGCUACAAAAUUCAGCGACAGUGUCGUCAACGAUCUGGAGUUACUCCUGUCCAUGGAGACACAAGCUCGGAUGGAUGCAUUGGAAGCACGUCAGCGACAGGAGGAGGAAGCCGCAGCCACAAACGCCGUAAAGUCAAGAAGGCUUACAUUUGAACUGCCUGCCCGACCCGAUACCAAAACGCCACCCAACACCAGUAAUACCACUAAUAGCAGUAACAUCAAUAACAACAGCAACAAUAAGUUGAGCCUCCUGCCAUCCAAAAACCGUCGUGGCAGUUUGGGUAGCAUCUAUAGCUCUGAAGAUGACGGCGACGAAGGCUAUGAUAAUGACAGCAUGUGCGAGUCUGGGCCAACAAACGACGACGAUGACUUUAUACCCCCACCAGUCCACAUGAACGCCCGCGUCCGGCUGAUCCGUCGUCCCUUACCAACAUAUGGCUCUGUUCGCUUCAUCGGCCAGGUUGACUUUGCCCCCGGCCAGGAAUGGAUUGGUGUCGAGUUGGAUAGCAGGGUUGGCAAAAAUGACGGUUCUGUCAAAGGCAAACGUUAUUUCACGACGGAUCGUGAUCGCGGUAUAUUCGUUCUCAGAGAAAACCUGUCUGUCGUUGUUUAA
Molecule: messenger RNA, 789 nt
Organism: Zychaea mexicana
Lineage: Eukaryota; Fungi; Mucoromycota; Mucoromycetes; Mucorales; Lichtheimiaceae
Exons: 2
Coding region: 1-789 (262 amino acids)
Source: RefSeq, a predicted model, not a curated record